Molecule: messenger RNA, 6154 nt
Organism: Prionailurus viverrinus (fishing cat)
Lineage: Eukaryota; Metazoa; Chordata; Mammalia; Carnivora; Felidae
Product: neuroblastoma breakpoint family member 6-like
Exons: 18
Coding region: 3226-5127 (633 amino acids)
Source: RefSeq, a predicted model, not a curated record
CAAGCCAGUCCCCCCGCACCAGGGCUGGACACCAGAGCGGGGGGACCGAACGUCUGGCAGCUGGGGGCGCGCGAUACCACACCUGUCGUUUGAGAACUGCCGCGUGCCUGCUGCUUUACAGUAAUCUCCACACCCAAUCCGGGCUCGAACUUACAACCCUGAGAUAAAGAGUCAUGGGCUUACCAACGGAGCCAGCCAGGAGCCUCGUGGGCUCAAUAUCUUCUGAGGUGAUGGAGUUAGACAAGGCAGAAGAGCCCAGAGUGGCAACUUGGGGCUAGAGAGGCCAGGGAGAGGAUCAGCGCCUGCCUUUGGUUGGGUCAACACCCAGCUCCUUCAUCUGCAACUGAAGGCUUGGAGCUUCAAGCCCAGCUAGGAAUACUAGGUUUUAAGUGAUCCCAGGCCCUGGGAAGCUACACGUGUGCUACACAUUCUCUCUUAACUAGCUUCUUUCUUAACCUUAUCCUUAAUCUCUAUCUUAAAUCAGAUGUGGAGAAAAACAUCCUGCCUGAGCGCCUAAGUUUCAUGUUAGUUACCAAAGGGGUUUGGUAGAGAGAGUCUUUUAUUUUCUUUUAGUUUUUAAGAUAAAAAUCAGGUCUGGAGCCCCAGAGCCUAGGCAUCUCCCAGACAAUGUAACCUUUCUUCCUGAGGCUGGGUGUUUACAGCUGCUCAUUCCUGGAAGGCCGGUGUUAAUUCCUUUAAGCCAAAUUGCCAGGAAGACACCUCUCACUAAAGAGGUUGGGAUUUUUAUUGCUUGCAGCCAGAAAGAACACACCCCAAGGUCUCAAUGAGAGGAUCUAUUAUAGGAUUUGGACUUUGGUUGGUUGAUGUGGGUGGGGGCUGAUGGAAGUAAGCAGGGUUUGUUCUAUAGUGAAGCCUAUUAGCACUGGACAUUCUAUGCUUAUAGCAUUUCCUUAUGAAAGAAGAUGUUUGGGACGUUGUAAAUUUCACUGUGACCUUGCUGUUGUCUGGCCUGAACAAUAUUGUGAGGUAGCCUUGUUUUGUCUCGUUUUAUCAAGGUCUCAAAGCAGUCUUAUCUGAGGUUGGUAUUCUGUAUCUCAGAUCCUCUCUUUCCAGCAUGAGAACAACACAGUCAAGCCGGGAGUGCAGAGUUCAGGGCAUUGGGGGCUGGCCUUGUUCUUUCUCCCUGGACAUCCGUAACAUAGAGAACAAGAAAAGAGAGCGCUCUGGCCUCACAAGCUGUAGGUGCAAACCUGGUGGCAAAAGUGUGACAUUGACGAAGUCUCUUGAAUCGUUCUGUGGUUCCAUUUCUCAUUUCCAAAUGGGUCCAAAGGAAUUGUUCCUACGUGGGUUGUCCCAGGUGUUAAAUUGAUAGAGUAGGCAGCUCGACGGGAGCUGGAGGCAAGGGUGGUGGUAGAGAGUGGUUUUGUGGUUUCCCGCCUCCCGGGACUAGAAGAGCAGGGACACGGCAUGUGCUCCACUUUCUAGCUUGUGUCCUACAAUGCCCGAUGGCUUCAUCAUAAAAUAUUGACCCUGUGGUUUUGAUCCCCUGGGAGGGGAAGAUGACCAUGACAGUUCCAGCAACAACCUCGUAGAGCCAAAAACUGCCCCUCCUGACCGAUAGGACAAGUUCCUUAGAUGAUUGGAAACACCUUCAGUUGGAGACCGCACCAGCUAUGACCCAUAACCUCUGCAAACAGAAGAAGAAAAGACAGCCGUAACCCUGGUGCUGUUGCCCCUCUGGGCCUGUCUGCAUUCCCAUCUUGAGAAUGUGCUGUCCUUCAUCUACUGCCCUACUGUCCUUCCACGGGCUGGUAGCAUACUUUUGCUUUUAUUUUCAUUUUAUAUUUUAAGUAGGCGCACCGCCAACGUGGGGCUUGAGCUUCCAACCCCGAGAUCAAGAGUCGCAUGGUUUACCGACUGAGCCAGCCGGGUACCCCGUCACUGUCUUCAUUUGGGCACGGAUCCUCAUGUCAGUCGUUCACGGGGAAUCUAAGCACUGAGCUCUCCAUUCACACAGUGCAGAAUCUCCCACUGGUAACAUCUGGUGCCGUGAUUCAGAUUGCUUAAGGUAAGAUAGUCCUCGCCCUCCUGCUGCUAGAGGACUUCCGUCAGAGGAAUUUCUCACAUGCCUGCUCUCUCAUUCUCCUUGCAGGUUGGCUACCCCUGUGUGCUGCAUGAUCUCACAUUUUCUGAUCCAAUAGUCUCGUGGUUCAUGCUGAUUUCUCUACCUUACAGUAUACAUUUUUCUCUUAUUAUACAUGUGAUAAACAUGCUCCAAGAGAUACUGAAAUCAUCCACUGAAGCAUAUGUGACAUGUGGUCAAGCUGGUUUUGGAAUCUGGGCCUGCUUUUCUUAAAGCUGUGCUUUUAUCGCUUCAGCAAAGACCCUGGAUAGGGUUUGUUUGGAACUGUGGUUGGGACUAGAGAUCGGUAGAAGGCAGUUGUUCCUGAUAACUGUUAUUUAUCUGCUUGACAAAUAUUUACUGAACGUUUUCCCUGGCAGGCUCUUAAUGGAGGCGCUGCGGAGACGGGAUGAACAGGGCAGGCAGAGCGCCUGCUGUCAGGAAGAUGAUUUUCCAGCCCAGGAGAUCGGUGUCUUCUAGAUAACCACAUCAAUACAUUUUAAUUUCUGCUGUGAUGAAUUUUACUGAAUUGUUGAGUUCCUUGGGCCCAUUUUGUCAGGCAGGCUUGAAAAUCAACUGAGUAUAAACUACAGGACUGUAGAAGUGUGACAAGGAAGUGUCCCAGGAAAGGAGCCCGGCUGAGCCCACACUGGAAACAGAGGACCGAGGGAGCCGAUGGAAGACAGAAAAUCAGCAGGUGUGGAGCAUGAGAAUAACCCGGAGAAGGACAAAGGUAAUGGUGGAACAGUGGUUGCCCAAGGACCUGAGAAUACGGGCAAGUUGAGCUCAGAACAAUCUGGAGAAACUGAGGAAUGCGUACAAUAGCAUCCAACCCUGCAAGGAGCAGCCUAGGGUGAGAGCUGGGUGACCUGCCUUGGCCCAACAGCCCUGGAGCCUCAGCCAGAUUUCAGCUUUUUAGGACACAACUGACACCCGGGGUGCAUGGUGGCUCCAACCAGUCAACACUGCCAAGGUGUCCAGAGGAAACGGCUGGCAUCUGUAGCUACUACCCACUAUGUCUUGGCCAGCUGGAGAAACAGAGGCAACUUCACUAAAUCUCAUAGGGUCAUCCUCUCCAUAAUGACCCGUGAUGAUCUGUCUUCCUCUCUGUCCCCAUUCUACCUCUUCUGCCACAUGUCACCAUGGCAGCACCUCUUGACCCGGUGUCUGAUCCAGGGACAGAAAUGAGCCUCCUGGAACUCAACCAGGAGCUUCAAUCCAAGCUGGAAGCAAGCCAGCAGGACUUCCGAGACCUCAGAGAGAAAUUCCUUGUAUCCGAAGCUACUGCCUACUCCCUGGCCAACCAGCUGCAGAAAUAUAAGUGUGAAGAGUUGAAAGACAUCAUCGAAUCCGUGCUGGGGGAGACGCUGCAGUGUAAGCAGGGGAAGUUGGCAGAGACCUUGACCGAGAAGCUCAGGCAAUAUCAUAUCCUGAUUAAAGCUCAGGCUGCAGAGCUGACCCAGUUGUGGCAGAAGUUACGGGAAGGGAGAGAAGUUUCUGAGCCAGUCGAUCAGCACCUCAAGGACCUCCUCACCCACGACGACCCCGAGCGUUCCCAAGGCCAGGGCUUCCGGGAGCAAGUGGCCGAGGGACGCAGGCUGGCAGAGUGCCUUGCCCGCCAGCUCAGCCCCGAAGAUGAGGAGAAGGAGGAGGAGGAGGAGGAUGAACAAGCAGAAGAAUCCCUCACCACCAGCAUGGAGCUUCCGGAAGCUGAAAAGAAGGAAGUCCUCCAGGACACGCUGAAUGAAUGUGUUUUGACUCCUUCCAUUGGCCAAGAAGGGCGUGACUGCUACCAGCCUUACAGGGAUGGCACGUUCCCAUCGGAUAAACAGGAAUUCGGCUCUGCUCUGGAUGUAGCCUGUGAAUGCUCCCAUUCCAAAGGGGAUGAAACUCCACCCGGUUCCCCAGACAACCAAAUGGGUCACGAGGGGCUGAAAGGGCGAGAGUCAGAUGCCCCCAGGCUCAGUAGACUGCUGCUAGAGGUGGUGGAGGAGGAAAUCACAUGGGACUCUCUGGAUGAACGCUACUGGACAUAUUCGGUUCUUCCUGACCUGUCUGACUCCUACUGGCCUUACAGGAGCAACGCCAUCUUCUUCCCUGAGGAACUGGAAGUCUCUUCUGCUCUGGAAAUGGCCAAAAAUCACACCCAUCAAGAGGAGGAACAAGACCAAGACCUGACAUGCGCCAGGUUCGGCAGGUUGCUGCAGGAGAAUGCAGAGCAGGAUGUCCAACAGGACUCACUGGAUGAACGCUAUUUGACUUACUCAGCUCUGCCUGACCUAUCUGAUUCCCCCUGGACACACAGGAGGGCCAACAUCAACUCAUAUGAGGAUCUGGAUGUCUGUCCUGCUCUGGAAGCAGCUAACAAUCAUAAUGAUCUUUGCGAUGAAGAAGACCAGGACCCGACAUGCCCCAGCAACACCAGGCUCUGCAGGGAGCUGCCAGUGGCCCCAGAGGAUGAAGUCCCACAGGACUCAGUGGGGGAAUGCAAUUUGACUGCUUCCGUUGGCCAUGACCUGUCAGACACCUAUAGGCCUUAUAGGAGUGCCUCAUUCACCUUUGACAAACAGGAAGUCUUCUUGGGCGUGGAUGUAGAUGCCCCGAUGCAGGUGCCCGGUCCCCAAGGGCCAUCGAGUGGAAACUUGACUUUCCCAAGGACGGAGGUGCAAGCUUCACAAGCACCGCCACAGUCAGAUACCCAGGUGGCCAAUUCUGUGCCAGGGCAGCCGGACCAGCAGUUGGCUUGUGGUGACCGCAGAGCCAGGCUCCGCCCCUCCCCCGCCAUCAGGAGACUGGCAGCCACGAUGGUUUCUGGGAGCCAACGGCCGCUCUUCCAAGAGCAGGGUUUGGAAGCUUCCAUGGGUGUGAAGAUCCCUCCCAAGCUGGAGGGUGACGCUGCUGAGGGCUCGGUGGCCAACCAGUGUGCAGGUCAAGUCUUUGGCCACGUUAAUGCCCUGGGUGUGAUGAAACAGAAGAUGAUCAAGAGAAAAGUGCAGUUCGGCGAGGGCAGACUCGCGUGCAGAUUCCGUGGCAUUCAAGCUUAGGGCACAGAGAUACCAAGGACUUCAGGAACUAAGAAAAGAUACUCCUCAUUUAAACGAAACCCCAUCAUAAAACCCCACCAUUCUGCACUUGCUGAAAAGAACUCUAAAGCAGCAAAUCAAGCUAAAGCCCAAAUAGAACAUGCGAGGGAUCCUUUGCUGAGAAUCGACAUCUCGAUCACAAGCCACUCUCUGGGAUUUUUACUCCAAAAGUCUGGUUUCAUGAGAGGAAUUCUCGCUCUUCUGACUCCAGUCGUGAUAAGUCGCCGAGGCAACCAAUGCCCAGACCACACGCCCUUGUGAGACACCUUCAGUCUGGCCCCUCUCCAUUCCAUCCUGCGGAUAAGCAGAGGCUGGAGCAACAUGGCAAUAGACCCCAUGUCAAACUGGACAUUCUGGGCCACCAGCUGGGCUGUGCCAGGAGCAGACAGCAUUAAGUACGCAGCGUUCUUGCUGAAGAGGCUUAGCCUGAAUCUGAGCACGAGGUAGGGAUCAGAAAACUGCAGAAUUUUGACCAUGGAACAAGACAUCGGGCCUGUCUUUCUUCAAACAGCCAGUGUCCACAGCACAAAUAAGACGACAAAAAGGAGAAGAGAUAUCUUGGGUUCCAAAGGACUCAGAAGAUUGUGCUAUCGUAAUUUUGUAGUCCUUUCGAACCCCAAACAUCUCCUCACCUUUCUGUGGCUGUCUCUGGUGGUGGUGACACUUCCUUGUCUGUAGGGGACAGGCCAGAUGUCUGGCUUGAUGGUCUACAUCCUGAAGGUGUCUGAUCACUUCCUCCUGAUUAAAUUCAGUCUAACCUUUUCCCGGGUCGUUCCCUCGUGAAUGCAGUGUGUGUCCCAGCCCUGCCCACCCAGAGACCCAGAGCCUCCAGUCUGCCAUCACCAUCAUUGUGAGAGCAGCACUGGUUGCCUUCUAUGGGGGGCCUAGCAGAUCGUUCAUGGUCUUCUGUUUGGGUGUAACAUCUGAGACUGUGUGAAGAUGCUCUCUCUAAAGUCUGUCUCUACAAUGUUACCAUCUUUUAGUGAUC